Vicia villosa (hairy vetch) is the source of this 633-nucleotide messenger RNA. Its product is annotated as probable WRKY transcription factor 11. Gene Ontology annotation, biological process: regulation of DNA-templated transcription. Gene Ontology annotation, molecular function: DNA-binding transcription factor activity; sequence-specific DNA binding. The record is from RefSeq and is a predicted model, not a curated record. Lineage: Eukaryota; Viridiplantae; Streptophyta; Magnoliopsida; Fabales; Fabaceae.
AUGUGCAAAUCUGAAAGUGUUUUCAUGGAAGAAGAAGGACAACAAAACCCAACUAACUGUCAUGAAGUUGCAUUUGACGAUGAAAUACGGAAAACAACAGCAAACCAACUAAAACUUUCAAGCUUUGAUAAAAAAAAAUUGAAUCAUCAACAACCCCAAUCAACAACUCUUGAUUUCGCAAAAUCAAUCAAAGUAGUUAAGUCAAAUCCAAAUCAAAAUCCAAAUUUGAAUCCUAAAUCUAAACUUAAACCUAAUUCAUCUAUUUAUUUGUUUGUUUCUUGAUACUCAAAAUCCAUGGAAGCUGCAAUAUCUCAACCCCUAGUUUUUUCCUUUCUUUCCACGAUUUUCGCAGACGGAAGCGUUUCUGACAAUAAAAUAGCUCCAUCUAUCAUCUCUUCUGGAAAUCCUCCACUUGCUUCUUCUCAUCGAAAAAGGUGUCGUGAAGCCACCAUGUCCAGCGCAGCUUCUGGUAAAGUCACGACAUCUGCUCGUUGCCAUUGCUCCAAGAGAAUGAAAUCUCCUGUGAAGAGAACAAUUCAUGUUCUGGAGAUAAGUAAGAAGGUCACUGAUAUUCUAGAAGACAUAUUUUCAUGGAGGAAAUACGACCAAAAACCUAUUAUAGGUUCACCUUAA